UCAGUUAGCCGACGAUUGUUGAACCCGACAGACGUGCGCGCAGCUCGAUCGAUCGAUCGUCGAGCUUUACCCGUUUUUCCCACUGUGUUUUUUCGACAAUUUCGCGUGCAAAGCGUGAUCAUUAUUGCUCAAAAAUUGCUUUUGUGUUUUGUCCAAGUGUGACGCAGUUUUUAGCAAAGGUUCUGUGGAACUGCGAACGAGAUCAGCAUAUAAUAAAAAAAACCCUUGUGAGUGAAAAGAAAGUGCCUGCGAAACGGAGUUGAUUUAGAGUUGUGUACUAAUCGAAAGGUGCCGCUGCGAAGUGAACGAUCUUGUGAGAGUGAAAUUAAAUCAAAACACAAAAAGUGAAGUUCAACAGCAGAGCGUUGUUUAAGAACCUGUAAUUGAAAACGCACUUGAAUACACACACCCAUACAGAAAUCAUAAAUUAAUCAAAGCAUUGUUACAACACAACAACGAUUUUCGGACUCGGAUUCUCUUCAUUUUUUAUUCGAGCGGAGAGUAAAUAAAGUCAAGAAAACAAGAGGAAGAGGAAGAGCGGUAGGGAGCCAACAACAAAAUGUGCCGCUGCUGUCAAAACUGCUGGGAAGAUUUCUACUGGAAUUGCUUCGAGGAGCGUUUCUGCUACGACGAAUCCAUCGCCAACUACAAUCCCGAGGAGGACGAGGACUACUUGGCGUCCAGGAAAAAUGGCCAGAUCAUUGGACGCAUACAACCGACAUCGGUGGAUAAUAAUAAUUCGCUGACGGUGCCCCAACCGAUUUGCGAUCAGCCGCAAAUGAGGCAGGGCAACUCGAGCUUGGGCCUGAGCCUAAUGAGCGCCAAGAUCCACGAGGAGGACUAUCGUCGGGAGACACAGAUCAAUGUGCCCAACCUGGGACCGGAGAUACUGGCGGUUUUUGCCAAUUCGCAAAUCUUCCAGGACCAUCAGCCCACCAAGCUGAACCGGAUCAGCACCAAGACCUAUCUGGCCGGAAUCCAUUCGCCGAAUCGCGAAAUGCCGACAACUCCGCGGCUCAGCGAUCAGGAUCGAUUGCUGCGACGUCUGGAAGGAGAUGCCACUGAUGCGAGAACAGGAUCGACCGAGAAGCGAAUCACCUUCACCCUGGCUCCCAGUUCGGCCGAAUGCUCGCCGUCGGGUAGCCAAACGACACUUACUCCCAAAAAGUUCGAGGCCAUUGCCGAGGAGGAGAAGGAGGACGACAAGGCCGAUGAGGAGGAGGAGAUCAUGGAGGAGGUGGUGCUGCGACCUCGCCUCAUCGACCGGCAUCCUCAUCUGCUGGCCAACCCCAGUGGACUGACGACCACGCCCAAACGGAUCCUGCGAUCCGCCAAGAGCGUUCCGCACAUGAAUGUCCGUUCGUCGGCCAGUGAGACGGAUAUAUUCUCCAUUAGCGGUACGAUGACCGGAAGCAGUCAGAUCAGCAUGACGCCGGAGGUGCCAUCGAUAUCGUUCAGUAAUCUGCCUAAGAACUACGAGGACACGCCCACUAUUGAGAAGUACCGGGUAUCGCAGAGUCUCUAUUCCAUUCAAACGGCGAAUGCUGCUCGGGCCACACAGGAUGAUUACUCCAUGCCGCGCUACUUCCGUCGAUCUGCCAUGCUAUUGACCCAGAGCUCUGAGGUGCUGCCCGGCGCCAGUUCACUGGCCUCCAUGUCGCCAUCGAUGGCCUCGUCCUCUGCCUCGCCCGGGUCCUCCAAGGACGAACUGCGACGGCCAGAGAAGGAGAAGAGCAAACGACUCCAGAUGCUGCGUGGCAAUCUACCGCCCUUACUUAUUCAUUCCGUGUCCUUCAAACGAAAUCGCGACGAGGGCAAGCAGGUUGACUAGUCGCACUGCAGAUAUACAUAUUUAUUUGUUAAUCACUUUGUCCAUGUUUUUAAUGUUUUAAAUUUAUUAGCCUUUAGUACCUGCUUAUGCGUUUUCUGUAUUAUCUUCUAAGCAAUGACCUUGUCCAAACAAUUCCUCAGUAUUCAGAUGUACUUCAUUUUGAAUUAAUGAUUGAUAUUACAAAAUAAAUUGUAUUUUACCAC
Messenger RNA from Drosophila melanogaster (fruit fly), 2034 nucleotides. RefSeq lists its product as uncharacterized. The transcript has 6 exons. The record is from RefSeq and is marked reviewed. The coding region runs from base 560 to 1831 and encodes 423 amino acids. NCBI's taxonomy places the organism in Eukaryota, Metazoa, Arthropoda, Insecta, Diptera, Drosophilidae.